CCCCAUAAAAAGAAAGAAGAAGAAGGCGGCUCUCGCGCGUGCGCAGUGAGUCCUCAGAGUCGGGAGCAGAAAGAAGAUGGCGGCGCCCGUAGACCUGGAGCUGAAAAAGGCCUUCUCCGAGCUGCAGGUGAAGAUGAUCGAUACGCAGCAGAAAGUCAAGAUGGCCGAUCUGCAGAUCGAUCAGCUGACGCGCGUUCAGAAGCACGCCAAACUGACGCACGCCGAGAUCGCCACGCUGCCCGACAACACGCGACUCUACGAGGGUGUGGGACGCAUGUUCAUCCUGCAGUCCAAGGAGGAGAUCAACAACCUGCUGACAGACAAACAGAAGACGGCUGACGAGAAGAUCAAAGAGUUGGAGCAGAGGAAGGUGUACCUUGAACGCAGCGUGAAGGAAGCUGAGGACAACAUAAGAGAGAUGCUGCUGUCCCGGAGAGCCCACUGACCAUCAUCAUCAUCACACACACUAUAAUUACACUGUAAUACACACACACACACACACACACACACACACACACACACUGUUUCCCGUGUGAGUUUUUCACAAUAAAAGCUUGAAGACGCUC
Molecule: messenger RNA, 566 nt
Organism: Pelmatolapia mariae (spotted tilapia)
Lineage: Eukaryota; Metazoa; Chordata; Actinopteri; Cichliformes; Cichlidae
Gene: pfdn1
Product: prefoldin subunit 1
Exons: 4
Coding region: 77-445 (122 amino acids)
Biological process (GO): protein folding
Cellular component (GO): prefoldin complex; cytoplasm
Molecular function (GO): protein folding chaperone
Source: RefSeq, a predicted model, not a curated record